This is a messenger RNA of Nicrophorus vespilloides, 559 nucleotides long. Its product is annotated as C-type lectin 37Da-like. Bases 145 to 519 code for a protein of 124 amino acids. The transcript is spliced from 4 exons. NCBI's taxonomy places the organism in Eukaryota, Metazoa, Arthropoda, Insecta, Coleoptera, Silphidae. Gene Ontology annotation, cellular component: external side of plasma membrane. Gene Ontology annotation, molecular function: carbohydrate binding. The record is from RefSeq and is a predicted model, not a curated record. Gene Ontology annotation, biological process: biological process involved in interspecies interaction between organisms.
UUUAUUAUUUAUUUCCAAUAUUCACAUUGCUGUGAAUUAAAUGUCGUUGCUGCUAAUACAGAUGUCUGCGUUGAGACACCUCUUAAUAUACCAGUGAUUACUACUUAUGGCAACAAGACGUACUAUUUUGAAGUUAAUAAUCAGAUGAACUGGCAUAAUGCUUAUUUAGCUUGUAAGCAAUACAAUAUGGAAUUGAUAACUAUUGAUUCGGAUGCAGAAUUCGAUUAUAUACGUGAAUUUAUCAACAGUCUAACUGCCACUAAUAAAGUAAGCGUUUGGACUUCUGGCAAUGAUUUGGGAACUGAAGGUGAAUAUAAGUGGAUGAGCAAUGGUCGCGGAGUUUAUUCCAGCCGUUGGCACAACGGGCAACCCACCAAUGCUGGUGGUAUAGAAGAUUGUAUCCAUUUCUGGUAUUUUAACAAUAUAUAUUUACUUAACGAUGCCAAGUGCGCUGAUAAUAUGUCAUUUAUUUGUCAAAGUAUUAAGAAAUCUUGUAGCAGCGCUCAGAAGAGCUGUUAGUGGUGGUAACACAACAAUAAUACAAUUUUAAUUGUAACAU